UCUUCUUCUGCAAUCGCUCCCGUGACCCGCCAUUGGUUCGUCACUGUAGGUAGCGACCCCCGAGCUCUUUUCCCUUUAGCUCGGCUUCUGCUUCUGCUUCGGCUUCGGCUUCUUGGCUCUCCUAGGUUCCUGGAGUUCCCGAGGAAGGAAGAGAAAAACCAAGAACCGGAGGAUGAAGAUACAGUGCGACGUGUGCGAGAGAGCCCCGGCGACGGUGAUCUGCUGCGCCGACGAGGCCGCCCUCUGCGCCAGGUGCGACGUCGAAGUCCACGCCGCGAACAAGCUCGCCAGCAAGCACCAGAGGCUCCUCCUCCACUCCCUCUCCGCGAAGCUCCCCGUCUGCGACAUCUGCCAAGAGAAGCCAGCUUUCAUAUUCUGCGUGGAAGACAGAGCUCUCUUCUGCAAGGAUUGCGACGAACCAAUUCAUCCCGCCGGAAGCCUGUCUGCAAAUCACCAGAGGUUACUGGCAACUGGAAUCAGAGUCGCUCUUAGCUCUAGCUGCACCACAGAUGCUGAGAAGAUUCAAUCUGAGCCACCGAGCCGGAAUGCACCUCAUACGUCGGUGAAAUCGCCCCAACAGCAAGCUUCCAGUAUCACGCCUUCAUGGGGUGUUGUUGAUGAACUGCUACAGUUGUCAGAUUUUGAAUCCUCUGACAAGAAGGAACAACUCGAGUUUGGUGAGCUAGAAUGGCUCGCUGAUAUGGGUCUCUUUGCUGAUCAGCUUCCUCAAGAAGCCCUAGCAGCAGCUGAAGUUCCUCAGCUCCCAUUGCCAUACUCGAGCAACUGCACUUCAUACCGAACCACAAAAUCCCAGAUGCCUCACAAGAAGCCAAGGAUUGAAUACGUAGACAAUGACGAUGAGUUUUUCACCGUUCCCGAUCUUGGCUGAUGAGAAAGGGAUACUGAUGCAUCCUUUCUGCACAGAAAUAUGUGUAUCUAUCUACAUAUAUUUGUAGGCAUCUACUUAUGUGUAAUGAAGGAACCUUAGAUUGAGAAUCGUCUCGUGAUGUGUGGGGAUUAACUGCGUCCUCUCAUUUUUUGGGUCUUCUUGUAAUAUCCUUUUUGUGAUCUUUUGGAACUACAAAUCAAAUGGUCCAUCUUGUUUGGUUUUUGAAA
Molecule: messenger RNA, 1116 nt
Organism: Syzygium oleosum
Lineage: Eukaryota; Viridiplantae; Streptophyta; Magnoliopsida; Myrtales; Myrtaceae
Product: B-box zinc finger protein 24-like
Exons: 3
Coding region: 173-889 (238 amino acids)
Biological process (GO): photomorphogenesis; regulation of DNA-templated transcription
Cellular component (GO): nucleus
Molecular function (GO): zinc ion binding
Source: RefSeq, a predicted model, not a curated record